AUGCAUUCACGGCAGCGUUCGCUGUCUCUGUCGCGAUCGCUGUCACUUUCACGGUCGCAUGUACCAAAGCAUACGAGAACCACUAAACAAGAGCAUUUUGAAGCUUAUAACAAAUUGCGACAGCGUAUGAAGAAUCAGCUUAAGGAGGCAGCUAAGGGGCAAGGUAUACAUAUUUCAUUAAACAAUAUUGACGAGUUAACUAGAUUAUACUCAGUAAUUGAACGAGACCAAGUUCGAGAUACUAAAGUACAUCUUGAAGAUUCCGAAGUGUUAAAAGAAGCUUCUGGAUUUGCUGCUUUGAAUGCAAGAAACCUACGGUUUGGUGAAAAUGAUGUAGCGUUGAAUGAAAACGAUGUUAUAAGAAAAAUUAAACAAUAUGCCGUUACUGAUGAUUCAAUGUUAGUCAAUACAGAGAAUGAUCAUAUUGAGGGAGAAGAGGAAGACGAAGAAGACGAGGAGGAGGAGGAAGACGCGGAGGAGGAGGUAAUAACAGAUGAAUACUCGUUCAAUAAAAUAAACUGGUUGAAAUUGGGAGUGUUAUAUCACCAAAUUAGUAAAAAACCAAUUCUGGUUGAUUUCUUAUAUGGUCCUUUAGCUAGUGAGCGAAGAAAAGCGGCUUCGCGUACACGUAUAGUGGAUGAUUCAAAAAGCGGUACCUUAACAACAGCAAAAGCUGUACAAGCAAAAGAUAUUCAAGAAGAUGAAGAGAAAAACACUGCGUAUAUGAUUAGAAUGAUUUAUGAAAUAUACCUCAGUAAAGAUCGAGGUGGUGAAGUAAAUUUUUACACUUUUUUCAUUGACCCAAAGUCAUUUGCCCAAUCGGUGGAGAACUUGUUUUAUACGAGUUUCUUGGUUAAGGAUGGCAGGUUAAAAUUGUUUACGGGUAGAAACGGAUAUCCAUAUGUUGCAAGAGUAAGUCAAAAGGAAAUACAAGAAAACAAAUUGGAUAGCAGUAAUGCGAUUUCCUCGCAUCAUAUCGCUACUUUUAACUAUGAUGUUUGGGAAUAUAUGAUUAAAAAAUUCAAAAUUAAAGAGUCAUUUUUGGGUCAUCGUGAUGAACUUGAGGAUUGUAUACCCGAGGAGGACUAUAUAGAGGAAGAAGUGGAAGAAAUGGAAGAAGUGGAAGAAGAGGAAGAAGAGGAAGAAGAAUAA
Molecule: messenger RNA, 1152 nt
Organism: Lodderomyces oxycetoniae
Lineage: Eukaryota; Fungi; Ascomycota; Pichiomycetes; Serinales; Debaryomycetaceae
Product: Smc5-Smc6 complex subunit
Exons: 1
Coding region: 1-1152 (383 amino acids)
Biological process (GO): DNA repair
Cellular component (GO): nucleus; Smc5-Smc6 complex
Source: RefSeq, a predicted model, not a curated record